Molecule: messenger RNA, 1323 nt
Organism: Conger conger (European conger)
Lineage: Eukaryota; Metazoa; Chordata; Actinopteri; Anguilliformes; Congridae
Product: dynamin-1-like
Exons: 6
Coding region: 114-719 (201 amino acids)
Cellular component (GO): membrane; microtubule; cytoplasm
Molecular function (GO): microtubule binding; GTPase activity; GTP binding
Source: RefSeq, a predicted model, not a curated record
UGUCCGUUUUUUGUGUGUGUCUCCUUCUUUUGGCUGACGGGGCUCUCGGUUGCCCCCCUAAGGAAAAAGAGAAGCAGAGUGAAUCCGGGGAGGAGAAUGGCUCCGACGGCUUCAUGCACUCCAUGGACCCCCAGCUGGAGCGGCAGGUGGAGACCAUCCGCAACCUGGUGGACUCCUACAUGGCCAUCGUCAACAAGACCGUGCGCGACCUCAUGCCCAAGACCAUCAUGCACCUGAUGAUCAACAACACGAAGGACUUCAUAAACGCGGAGCUGCUGGCGAACCUGUACUCGUGCGGGGACCAGAACUCCCUGAUGGAGGAGUCGGCGGAGCAGGCCCAGCACCGUGACGAGAUGCUGCGCAUGUACCACGCCCUGCGCGAGGCACUCAGCAUCAUCGGCGACAUCAGCACCACCACCAUCUCCACCUCCCUGCCCCCGCCCGUCGACGACUCCUGGCUGCAGGUGGCGGGAGGCCAGUCCGGACGCAGGUCCCCGGCUACCAGCCCCACCCCUCAGAGAAGGGCCCCCCCGCCAGGACCUCCUUCCCGGCCUGGGUCCCGGGUCUCUGCCCCUGGCCCCCCCCCUGCUGGGGGUCCGCCUGUGCCCUCCCGCCCCGGGGCAUCCCCGGACCCCUUCGGAGGGGCGCCCCCGCAGGUCCCCUCCAGGCCGAACCGUGCCCCCCCCGGCGUGCCCAAAAUUACAAUCAGUGACCAAUGAGGACUAACGCUAAUGCCGGAGGGCACCAGCCUCACCAACCCGACCCGGCAGGCCCACUGACUCCUCCCUCCUUGACCUUUAACCCCGGGCUGGCUUCACCCACCUCUCUCACCCUGUGACUGGCUCUGAGCACGGAUACGGCCCUCCUGCACACCCCUACCCCACACCCCCAAACCUAAAACCCCACCCCACCCCACCCCACACCUAGACCUGCUCCUCCAUCUUCCUCCCUCACCCUCUUCUUCCUCUCCCACUAACUGCUACACUGUUCCUGAUGAAAACAUACAGUUUUCACACACACACCACACGGACAAACGCACUCACUCGCAGACAUACGGACACCCAAAUGACAUACACACACACACACACACACACACACACAGUUCCUCUGGGUCGUUGGGAGUGGAAGAUUGAGAGAGGAGGACAGGGAAAAAAGAAUGGGAGUCGAGGAAGAACGGAAUUCUGUCCUUCUCCGCUGUCUUCCAUCCAUAUUUCUCCUUUCUCAUCACCCUCCAUAUCCAACGCCAGGUUUGCUUGUCCCUGUUCGUCCUCCAUGCAUUUCUGCUGCCUAAUUCUACUGCCCCUAACCCUACCCCCCCCUCAG